Zingiber officinale is the source of this 495-nucleotide messenger RNA. Its product is annotated as calmodulin-binding protein 25-like. The transcript has a single exon. The record is from RefSeq and is a predicted model, not a curated record. Gene Ontology annotation, cellular component: nucleus. NCBI's taxonomy places the organism in Eukaryota, Viridiplantae, Streptophyta, Magnoliopsida, Zingiberales, Zingiberaceae. Gene Ontology annotation, molecular function: calmodulin binding. Gene Ontology annotation, biological process: response to osmotic stress. The coding region runs from base 1 to 495 and encodes 164 amino acids.
AUGGAGAACAGUUGGGUCUUCGAUCCGUUGGGGCACCGCCCUCACGGCAUCUCCGGCGGCGGCGACUGCGCCGACUUCCUCUCCGAAUCCUUCUCGGCCGUCUCCGCAUCCGCCGCCGUCCGCUCGCCGGAGUCUCUGUCCUCGAUCCCGCCUCCCGGCCGCGAACCGACCGGCGGUCGGGUCGCCAAGAAGCGCAAGUCCCGGGCCUGCAAGCGCUCGCCCACCACCUACAUCGCCGCCAGCCCGGCCAACUUCCGCGAGCUGGUCCAGCGCUUCACCGGAAACAGGUCCGCCGAAGAGAUGGAUUCGCCGCUGCCGCCGCCGGCAUCAGCGGCGAGCCGUGCUCUUCCGGAGCUCGACUUGUUGUCGGCGUACGAGCCGGCCGGCUUUUUUGCGCCGGCGGCGUUUGGGUCGGAUCCGGCUCUUGCGGAGCUCAACCAGUUGCUUUUGGCGGCGUCGGGUUUUCCUGCACAGGACUCGUGGGAAGUUAUGUGA